Molecule: messenger RNA, 6155 nt
Organism: Anarrhichthys ocellatus (wolf-eel)
Lineage: Eukaryota; Metazoa; Chordata; Actinopteri; Perciformes; Anarhichadidae
Product: voltage-dependent T-type calcium channel subunit alpha-1I-like
Exons: 28
Coding region: 665-5371 (1568 amino acids)
Biological process (GO): calcium ion import across plasma membrane
Cellular component (GO): voltage-gated calcium channel complex; membrane
Molecular function (GO): high voltage-gated calcium channel activity
Source: RefSeq, a predicted model, not a curated record
GGGGGGGGGAGGGAGAUUUCUGCAUGUCUUCCUCGAUAAUCCCAGUUUCAAGGAUUCCGUAUAAUCUCCGGUGCGACGACAACGAGCCGCAGUCAGGAGCCGCCCCGUAACCUCUCCAGGCUCCGGGGGGCGCAGCGCGUCAGUGUGCCCUGAUGGAGCGAUUACUCCCGCGCUCAAUUUGGAUACCGUUUCUGGGCUUCUCAUCAAUACCGGUCCUCCUGUUUCGGUAAACAGAGAGAGGGAUUUUUUUUUUUUAAAAGGACGGGAAAGACGGAAGCACGGGAAAGACACGUGGGUUCCCGAGGCGCACCGUCGGACCCGGUGUUGAUGCGCGCAGAUUUUCCCAAUUCAUCCGCUUAUUUUCUCUCUGUGUGUGUAACGAACUCUGAUACCUGACAGAGUUGAGCUGGAAACAUGUCCAAGAGGGAGACGUCCAGCCGGAGUGCUGCGAACACAGGGAUGCUCCUGGUCGGAUAUCCGCUUUGGGUUUAGGAGAUCUCUCGGAUAUCAGACCUCAGCGGAGACGCAGCGGCGGCUCUGGAGUUCCAGAGAGCGGAGGAGAAGCACAUCUUAUAUUUACGGAUUACCGGCCUUUUUUUCUUUCUUCUUCUCCUGAAACACCGACGCGCUCUUCUUUGAUGUCUGAAAAGACCGUUGCGUUGCCAUGACGAGCGAGGAGGAGGAGGGCCCCAGCGUUGCAACACCGUCGGCGGCGGCAAUCUCCGAUGGCGCCGCCGCCGUCACUUCCUCCUCCCCCCGCAGGCCCUCCCCGCAGCGCGAGAAAAAGGAGGAGGAAGAGGAGGACAUAGAGGAGGAAGGGAUUCUUCAGGAAGAGAGGAUCGAGGAGGACGUGGUGGAGUGUGACGGGGACGAUGGAGACGACGACGACAGCAGCGACACCAGUGUGUUAGUGGUGCCAUACCCGGAGCUGGCACCCGUGGUCUUCUUCUGCCUCAAGCAGACAACAUGUCCUCGCAGCUGUUGCAUCCGCAUGGUCACCAGCCCGUGGUUCGAACGCGUGAGCAUGAUGGUGAUCCUGUUGAACUGCGUGACUCUGGGGAUGUACCAGCCCUGUGAGAACAUCGACUGCACAUCGGACAGAUGCCAGAUACUACAGGCUUUUGAUGCAUUCAUCUACGUCUUCUUCGCUAUGGAGAUGGUUAUAAAGAUGGUCGCGCUGGGGAUCUUCGGACGACACUGUUACCUCGGGGACACGUGGAACCGACUGGAUUUCUUCAUCGUCAUGGCAGGGAUUGUCGAAUACUCGCUGGACCUGCAGAACGUCAACUUCACCGCCAUCAGGACAGUGAGGGUCCUGCGGCCCCUUAAGGCAAUUAACAGGGUGCCAAGCAUGCGCAUCCUCGUCAACCUGCUGCUGGACACUCUGCCCAUGCUGGGCAACGUCCUCCUCCUCUGCUUCUUCGUCUUCUUCAUCUUCGGCAUCAUCGGCGUGCAGCUGUGGGCGGGGCUUCUGAGGAACCGCUGCUACCCGAAGGAGAACUUCACACUCACCACGGGCAUCGGUCUGCCUCGGCCCUACUACAUGGCCGACGAGGACGACGAGCGGCCCUUCAUCUGCUCCCUGCCGGUCGACAACGGCAUCAUGUCGUGCUCCGACGUCCCGGCCCGCCGCGAGGGCGGCAGGACGUGCUGCCUGGACAAAGACGACGCCCUGUACCGCCAGUCGCUGGGCCUGAGCCCGGAGCCCCUGGCCAACGGCAGCGUCAGCGUGGCGGGCCUCUGUGUCAACUGGAACCAGUACUACACCAGGUGUCACACUGGGCACGGAAACCCCCACAAAGGAGCCAUCAACUUUGACAACAUCGCCUACGCCUGGAUCGUCAUCUUCCAGGUGAUCACUCUGGAGGGCUGGGUGGAGAUCAUGUACUACGUGAUGGAUGCUCACUCCUUCUACAACUUCAUCUACUUCAUUCUGCUGAUCAUUAUCGGUUCCUUCUUCAUGAUCAACCUGUGCCUCGUGGUCAUCGCCACCCAGUUCUCCGAGACCAAGCAGAGGGAGCACCAGCUGAUGCAGGAGCAGCGAGCGCGCUGCUCGUCCUCCUCCACCCUGGCCAGUGAACCUGGCGACUGCUACGAGGCGCUCUUCCAGCUCGUCUGCCACAUCCUGCGCAAGACCAAGAGGCAAGCGGUCGCCCUUUUCAACGCCCUGCGGGGGAAACCCCGCGGCUUCCGGGGCGUCGGGCGCGGCAGAGGAAGAGGGGAGGCGAGGGAGAGGAAGGCCAACGGGCGGGAAGGACGCGAGAGGAGAGCAGCGAUGAGGCGCGGUCCACCCUGUCCCCACCGUAAUAAACCCGACCACGCCUCGCCUGUGGCCCUCAACACCACCGGCGGCUGCCCGCAGUGCGCCACGGCCCUGUCGCUCUCCGACGGCGUGGGACCGGCUCGCGGUGCGGGAAUAGACGAAGCAGACGAGGGAGCUGUGGAGGAAACGGACAGUAGUAAGGAGGAGAAGGGCCACGCGGGGUGCAGUCCAAAGAAGCGAUGCAAGGAGCUGUGGCACGGCAUAAGGGCGAAGCUGUGGGGAAUCGUGGAGAGCAAGUACUUCAACCGAGGCAUCAUGAUCGCCAUCCUGAUCAACACCAUCAGCAUGGGCAUCGAGCACCACGAGCAGCCGGACGAGCUCACUAAUGUUCUGGAGAUCUGCAACAUCGUCUUCACCAGCAUGUUCUCUCUGGAGAUGAUCCUCAAGCUCACUGCAUUCGGCUCCUUCAGCUACCUGAGAAACCCCUACAACGUGUUCGAUGGAAUCAUUGUCAUCAUAAGCGUGUGCGAGAUCGUCGGCCAGUCCGACGGCGGUUUGUCUGUCCUGAGGACCUUCAGGCUGCUGAGGGUGCUGAAGCUGGUUAGGUUCAUGCCAGCUCUGAGGAGACAGCUGGUGGUCCUCAUGAAGACCAUGGACAAUGUGGCCACUUUCUGCAUGCUCCUCAUGCUCUUCAUCUUCAUCUUCAGUAUCUUGGGGAUGCAUAUCUUUGGCUGUAAGUUCAGCCUCAAGACGGAGACCGGCGACACGGUGCCAGACAGGAAGAACUUUGACUCGCUGCUCUGGGCCAUUGUCACUGUUUUCCAGAUUCUGACCCAGGAGGACUGGAACACGGUUUUGUACAAUGGAAUGGCAGCCACCUCCCCACUAGCUGCUCUGUACUUCGUGGCCCUCAUGACCUUUGGAAACUACGUCCUCUUCAACCUGCUGGUUGCCAUCUUGGUUGAAGGCUUUCAGGCAGAGGGUGAUGCCAAUCGCACUUAUUCGGAUGACGAAUCCAACUUUGACGAGAGCGAGAAACACGACUCCAUAAAGUUGUCUGACCCACGGAUCUGCACGCUGACGCCCAACGGCCACCUGGAGCUGGGGGCCCUUUCGGGGCCCAGGAGUUCCUACUCCUCAGAGAGGCGGAGCUUCACCAUAGAGUCCAGGAAGAGCAGCGUGAUGAGCCUGGGCAAGGGCAGCCUGGAGAGACGCUCCCUCUCUCUGCGUCAUGCCCGCAGUCCCAACUACCACAACUGGGGGCGCCCUUUCCUCCCACAGUCCACAUGGAGCCGCAGGUCUAGCUCCAACAGUCUGGGCCGGAGGAGCUACGGGUUUGGUGGAGCUCCUCUGGUGGGAGGCAGCCUGCGUGUGCACGGCACCCGCUCCCCCUACUCCUGCACCUACGCUGCCGAGCAGGAGUCCCUUUUGUCCCACCCGCCCCACUCCCAUCAUCCUCAUCACCCGCCUCCGCCCCCGCUGCUCCUCUCCAGACACUUCGCUGCCAGGAGGGAUCGACGGGCUCUUUCCCUGGAGCACCCGGAGCUGCUUCGGGCGUCGGGCGGGCAGCCGCCGGGCCCACCCCCAGUCCAACCAGACCCAGGGAGGAGGAGUGGGUCCGGGGCAGGGGGAUCCAUCACCGGGGGGUCGGGUUUAGGAGCAGACCACCGGGAUUGUAACGGCAAGACGCCGGGUCCCCACACUCAGCUGAUGGCGGAGGUUUUCCCUCAAGUCAACGCACGCAAGGACAGAGCAGACCUCGACGAAGAGACGGAUUAUAGUCUGUGCUUCCGCGUCCAGAAGAUGAUGGAGGUGUACAAGCCGGACUGGUGUGAAACCAGAGAGCAGUGGUCCGUCUACAUGUUCUCCCCUCAGAACAAGGCUCACCUAGUGGUGUCCAUGGGUCUGUACCUGGGAGAGAAGGCCUAUCUGAGGAGCAGCUGGAACAUUCUGGACGGCUUCCUCGUGUUCGUGUCUCUCACUGACAUUGUGGUGUCGAUGGCCGGCGGGGCGAAGAUCCUCGGGGUUCUCCGAGUUCUCAGGCUGCUCAGGACGCUACGCCCCCUCAGGGUGAUCAGCAGAGCUCCAGGGCUGAAGCUCGUGGUCGAGACCCUCAUCACGUCCCUCAAGCCCAUCGGCAACAUCGUCCUCAUCUGCUGCGCCUUCUUCAUCAUCUUUGGUAUUCUCGGAGUUCAGCUCUUCAAAGGGAAGUUCUUCUACUGCGCCGGUUUCGAUGUGAAGAACAUCACCAACAAGUCCGACUGUCUGGCUGCCAACUACCGAUGGGUUCACCACAAAUACAACUUCGACAACCUCGGACAGGCUCUGAUGUCCCUGUUUGUGCUGGCCUCAAAAGACGGCUGGGUCAACAUCAUGUACCACGGACUGGACGCCGUGGGGAUCGACCAGCAGCCGCUGACCAACAACAGUCCGUGGAUGCUGCUCUACUUCAUCUCCUUCCUCCUGAUCGUCAGCUUCUUCGUCCUCAACAUGUUCGUCGGCGUCGUGGUGGAGAACUUCCACAAGUGUCGGCAGCACCAGGAGGUGGAGGAGGCCAAGCGGCGGGAGGAGAAACGCCAGCGUCGCAUGGAGAAGAAGAGGAGAAAGGCCCAGAAGCUGCCCUACUACGCAUCAUACGGCAGAACCCGGCUGGCCAUCCACACCCUGUGCACCAGCCACUACCUGGACCUCGUCAUCACCUGCAUCAUCUGCAUCAAUGUCAUCACCAUGUCUCUGGAGCACUACAACCAGCCACAGUCUCUGGAGACGACUCUGAAGUACUGCAACUACUUCUUCACCUCCACCUUUGUGAUCGAGACCUCUCUGAAGCUGGUGGCCUUUGGUUUCAGACGCUUCUUCAAGGACAGGUGGAACCAGUUGGACCUGGCCAUUGUUCUGCUGUCAGUGAUGGGCAUCACGCUAGAGGAGAUUGAGAUCAACGCCUCCCUCCCCAUCAACCCCACCAUCAUCAGGAUCAUGAGGGUGCUCCGGAUAGCACGAGGUACACACACACACACACUCUCAAAGACACAGUUAAUCUCCCUGAGUAAAGGUGAGGAUGAUGUUCUUAUAUUUCAAUCGUUCAGUCGCUCUCCUUUCUCAUUCUGAUCUUAUUAUUCAGAAUAACUUAAAGCUCUCUGGGCUGCAGCGAUUCCUCUCAACUUCACUCGCCGAGGAGGAUAACGUCUAAUUACAUCACUCUCACUUAAUCCUCGCCCUCUUCCCAUCGCCCUCUGCCCUCCUUAACGCUGCCCAGGGACCGCUGAGUGCACCCAUGGGUGAUAUGCUAAUCAAACAGCGGGUGAUUAACAGUCGAGUGGGGUAUCGGAUGAUGUCUGUGAGGGCGACUGGUGACUUUUAGUGUUUCAUUUGUGUUUCUCCAUCGUUGACUUCUUCAACGGAUAGCUGAAUGUUAAAGACACAACGGAGAGAAGGACGUUAGCGUGUUAGAGAGCUUUGUGUGGUCGGAAGACUAGAAAGGCGUGAUAUAAGUACAGUCCGUUUACCAUUUGUUGUUGUUUUUGCAUAAAUAACACAAAACUAUUUCAUCCGCCAUGAAAAGUUGAAUUGAAAUUUUUUAUUUUUUUUUUAAAUUGACAGUUUAGUAAAACAUAAUGAUUUGGCUGAAAAUACGUAUGUUUGUUAUGUUAGUUAGGUUAUGUAUACAACAUUAAACAUUUGAAUAUAACGUUGGAGUUAUAGUCAACACAGGACAUAAACAGCAGUCUGCUUGGUAGAUCCAUCCUUCUGCUCCUACCUUUGAUCGUACUGCAGAUUGAAUUGAUGAUUAAAAACCGAAUAAAACAAUAAAACUUAUUUUAGGCGAACGAAAUGUUAAAAUCAACUUUCCUGAAGAGAAAACACACUGUGGGGAAGGUUAAAUUUGUAAGAC